CCGCCCUCGUACGCCGGAGGGGGAAUCGGUGGUGGUGGGGGAACCGGGUGCAGCAGCGGCAACGCCUCUUUUGCGCGCAGCGGCACGGCAAACGGAGCGGGAUUUGCGGGGUCGUCUAUCCUGAGUAAAAACGUCCCCACACCAUAGUCAAGAUGGGGAAUCGGCAAGACAAAUCCACAAGUUCUGGCUGUUUUGCAUGACAAAUUUGGAUUCGUAGUGUAGUGCUGUUUGAGCUAGCUCAGCAGCAUCACAGAUCUAGCAUACCAUGCUGAUUGGAGCAUGACAAAUUGCAAAACACGACUAGAAAAUGCUUCUCAUGGGGCUCCGCAUGAGAAACAUUUUCAGCAUGCAGAUUUGCAUUACAACUAUGGGGUGGGGACGUUUUUAAAUAGGAUAUCCUCGACCUUUUCCACAUCUAGUACAACUUCUGGUGGUGGAAAGGGAAACCAUAGCGUAACUACAGGAGGUGGGGGUGGAUCAUCAACAACUCCCAGCACUGUAGCUUCGUCAAGUACAACACGAGUUUCCAACGGAACCAACUACCGCAACCUGCAAAACAUGAACAUGCACGUAUCAUUUGUAAAGAAGUCCCCACCCCAGAGUCAAGAUGGGGAUUUUGCAACACAAACCUUAAAGUCUUGGGAGCCACGCAUGACAAGUUGCAGGCUGUAGUGUAAUGAAGUCUAGCAAGGGAGCCGCAUAAGAAAUCCAUCUCCUUAUCCUCUUCACAGCAUUACAAGUUCCGAAACACGAUGGGAAUUGCCUCUCAUGGGGAUGCGCAUUAUAAAUGUUCUUGUGCUUGCAGAUCUGCAUGACAACUCUGGGGUGGGGAUGCUUUUGCAAAGGAUAGCGCGUAGGUUUGAAUCCGCCGGCUUUGCUGCGGAACAGCCGGGGAAACAUCACAACUGCAGUAUCAAAAGGAAAGAUCCCCUCUCCCCAUAUCGAAAUGGAAAUCUGUGAUGCGGAAUUUGUGCACACAAAUCGGCUUUGUCUUGCAAUAGAGGACUGCAGGCAGAUACGGAACCUGAGUAGGGGCGCCUUGGUGUAGGGACCUAGCAAAGCAGGCGCGUCCUCUGUAGGCCGUACAGCAUUACGAAUUGCCUGCAGAACGCAGCGGGGUUUGUUGCUUUGCCUUCUUGCAAUACAGACAUCACAAAUCAGCAUCGCAAAUUUUCAGAAGUGUCCCGCUUUGGUAUGGGGAGGGGGGAUUUUUCCUCACAAUAUGCAGCCGGAGGAGCCUCCUCCUCGUCCAUGGUAAGCAAUGGUAUGCUGGUUUACAACGACCAAGGAACUACAACUAGUACAACAACUUCAUCUAGUAGUGCGGGGGCUUCUACACGUACACACCACCGGUAUAACAAUAACAAUAGCAAUACUAGUACUUCAACUGGGAUUUCAGUUUGUGUGCAGCAGCAUGUGGCCGCGUCUACUGCUCAUCAUCAGCAGUACCAGCACCAGCCGGCGAAUUGUAAUCCGGACGUACUCAUAGUACCACAGCCGGGAGUGAACUUGAAGGUGACAUCGACUAUGCCGCACCAGAGCAGCGUAGCACAAGGAGCCUCACCUGGUGAUGCGGCUGGUGGCGGUGCGUCUUUCUCCGCUGCAGGCGGGGGAUCUACAACUCCAGUGGGUGCGAGUAAAAGCUGUUCACCUGCGUCCGCAGGAGUUUUGCACUACGCGUCGUCCUCCCCGGGGCGACUUAAUCAUGCGUCAAUAUGCAACAAGAAAACUUCUGUGUUUUACUGUAAGGUGUCUUGGACGAAUAACAGCAUGACAAAGCUGUUAUGCAUGACAGAGAAAGGCCGCUGUGAUGCACAGCUAGUACGUGAAUAUACACACACAUAUUAGAAGAUAGAAUUUCAUCAUGGCUGGCUAGCAUGACAAGUUGUAGAAGCGUGUUGCGUGCUUUCUUGCAUUUGUGUACAGACUUGCACUAUACACAGUUUUUUUCUUGCAUAGUCAUCAAAGAGGAACGAAAUUAUCGAAGAUCACCCGCCUGGUCUUUCCGUCACUAGAGCACCACAAGCUUUUAUCACGAGAAAAAAGUGGUACAGUUACACAUUUGCUGGAGUUUCUGCAUCACAAAUUUUCCCUGUGUGGCAGAGAAAACUUGUAAUGCGAACAUCAUAAGGGAAAACAGGAAGAAAACGAGGCUCCCAAGCAUUUCCUGCAUGAGAAGGGUUGUCUGUGUUGCCGGUCUUGCAACACAAUGCGCAGCACUUUUUUCUUGCGAUAGCUUUAUCUGCUGGAAAACAUCUGGUCGUGGAACUCCCGCAUCAGAAGCACCUCGUGCACGUGCAGCAGCAAAAGUAUCCUGAGUAAAAACGUACCCACACCAGAGUUGUAAUGCAGAUUUGCAAAGACAGGAAGACUUGUAAUGCGCAUCCGCAUGAGAGCCAUUUCCAAUCGUGUUUUGGAAUUUGUGAUGCUGUGAACAGGAUGAGCAGAUGAAUCUGUGACGCGGCUGCACUUGCUAACCUGCACUACACUGCAGAGUGCAACUUGUCAUGCGUGACUCACAAAACUCCUAGGUUUGUGUUGCAAAAUCUCCAUCCUGACUCUGGUGUGGGUGCGUUUUUACUCAGGAUAAAAAGCACCACAUUUUUACGGUGUUGCGGAAGCACGGACCGGUACUGAAACGCGAUGACCCGCACCAGGCGGACCCAGACCACGUAUCGCAGUACGAGGAUGACAUCAUGCUGCAGCCGUUUUACUACGAAGAACCGGGCGGCCCCGGAGACCCGGUGCUGUUCAAAAACAAACUACCGCACCCCCCGGACACGAGCACCGCGCUGCUGGAGUCGCUGAGUUUGCAGCUGUAUCCCAUCUGCAAAAGUAUCGUACCUGCUAUGUAAAGAUUCUUAUUUGCGACGUUUCAUCUUCACUUCGUACCCGUUUCUAGCAUGAAAAAAAAAUUUAAAUUGUAUAUUUUUGGUCGUGAAAAAAUUUGUAAACGCAAUUUAUACAAUUACAAUUACAACCAGUGCGGUAAUAUGCACAGGAUUCUUUUGCAAUGCAUAAACUCCUCUACGCGCAGCAGUUCCGCCAGGGGUUCGACCGCAUGCGGGAAGACUUGUCGGCGGUGAACCGAGAUUUUUUGCUUGAUAUGAGAGUGCCCAAUUCCUGCUUCAUCUCAUUUGUCAUGCAAAAUUGCAAUCCCAUUCCUGGGCCGAGCCGUUGCGUCGUACGCUUAAGUUGCGUGAAAAGCUAAAGUACAACUCGAAACCAUUUCUGGAAAUUUGGCGUGCAGAAGCUACAUUUCUGUAUGUUCUUUCUGUUGCUGUUCAUGCCAAAUACAAAUGAGAUAGUUUUGCACAACUCUCAUACGCGAGCAGAUGCACGACCUGAUCCAGCAACUGAACAGUUGCGUCAUCGCGUGGGCCGCGCCUCUCCGGUCACAGGGUUGCACGCCGGCGCAGCGCAUGGCGAUUCUGGAAUACAACCGAUUAAUUCAGUCACUCUACAUGCUCCAGAAGCACAACUUUCUCGCCUGGCUCCGCGCGCCACCGUUGCAAGUGUCCGACGUCGGCUCCUCCGCACCCGCGGCGGUGGAAGCACACCCCCGGACCUGGCUACAGAAGCUACUUACGGUCAACAUCACGGCACAAACCGCGUUGUUAGGGGCGCUGCAGUAUGUAUUGCAUAUAUCGAUCUGGGUCCGGAAGGCGAAGGUUCCGAACUUCGAUCAUGCUAAGCCUGGAUAAUUACGCGAAAAGAAGAACCUGUGUUGCAUGAUUACCAGAAGUUUUCCACUUUUGACCAUGUUCCGAGGGAGGUUGGUUCUCAUGCAGGAUAGGUAUGACGAAGACCACCCCGCAGAACAAUCUGUUAAUGUGCUAGGUCCUGCAUUCCACACCUCACGAGGCAUGGAAAACCAGCAUGACAAACCGCACGAUCUUCCAGACCCAGAUCGAUAUUUGCAAUGCAUAUGCAGGGAACGAUGAACGGCUGCACGGUGUCGGACGACGAGAACCUGGCAUUGCACCAGAACAUUUGUACUACUUACUUACCUACUUUUACUUAUCCAGCGUUUGUAGAUCAUAAUAUUUGACGUUGAUUUCUUGCAGCUGGUCAUCGUCCUGCUAAAGCACCAUGCUGAUACUUUUGUGCGAGAGAUAAAGCAUAGAUCCGUAUGCGUAUUGGCAAAUGCUGAUGAAGAAAAGCCAUAUAUAUAAAAAUAAUUUAUGCAUCAAGAACAGGUAUGAAGAUGCAAGAGUUCACUGGAGAGGCAGAGCCGACGCCCGCGCAGGAGGCCAUCGCCUUGUUGUACGCGGCUAGCACGCAUCUGCUGGAAAUGGAACGAGAGCUUGCGACAGACACGGUAUAAUGAAUUUCGUUGAUUUGUGGCGAAGGACAACGAAAUGCGUUUGCUGUAUUGCGCAAAAUACUUACUUCCUCCUUGAGUAAAGAGUGAGUUUUGCUUGAAGACCGUGGACCAACAUAACUACGAAGCGCUUUGCGUCGUGCAAGUGUGGAGGUGUUUGGAUGAUCAACAACAUCAAGCCUCGUUUAAGUACUUAUAUAUAAAAUGCUUUUAUUGUUGUAACUCUCUUCACACAGGACCCGCUAACUCAGUGCAAGAAGUACUUCACGCGGCUCGAGGAACGGCUCGAGGACUGGCUGAGCUACUUGUCGAUCAAGGACUACAUAGUGGAAGACGGCAGCAUUCUGCAGCUGUUCAUGUUUCUGAAGACCGGACCGAACGCCAAGGACUUCGCGCCGAUCCAAAUUCGCGCCGUACACACGCGCAAGCUAGUCGCGGAGAUAUGGGAAAAGCCCCCGGAAAACGGCAUGAUGGCGCAGGGAAAUGCGGGAGAACAAGCCCAACCCAGAGACAGCAGUAGUACUUCUAGUCGUCAUAUGAGCAUCGCCACCUCGGCGGCGUCAUCAUGCACAAACUUGAGCAGCAGUUCCGCAUUGCUCGCUCCUACGAGCUCGGUGCAGAGCCUCGGCAGCUUUUCCGCUACCUCCAGCGCCUCUACCGCGGUUGGUAGUUGGCCUAACCCGCAAACCGCGGAGCUGGCGCAGCAACUGACCGUGGCGGCAGCAGUUGCGAAGGGUGACGGCCGGGUGGCGGGGUGGCUCCGGAAACUGAACGAGUUCACCUCUACCAACCCUCGCGAACAGGACGUUUCCGUAUCAAAUGUAAAAAGGUCUGGGUCUGGAAACUUGUGAUGCUGUGUGGCAUAUCAUCAGGAGGCCACAAUUGCUGGCUCAGCAUGACAAGUUUCUGAGCUUCUAGGUGUUGCCUAUUCUGCAUGACAAACUACGUUUCUGCAUGACAGAAAAGUGGGGCUCUUUGUUAAUGUGCAUGACAGAUUUAAGAGUCAUGCCAGACAAGCAUGACAAACUUGCAUUCUUCCAGACCCAGAGAUUUUUACAUUUGAUAUUCCGUUUCCUUCGUCGAGUUCCUGUUUCAGGGCUUUCAACUGUGGAAGCGGGAGUUUCACCCCUUCGCGGCCCAACUGGAGCAGAUGCAGCGCCGCGCGCCCAAGGAACUGACGGCGGAGGACAAGGAGCGGGCGCACGACGUGCUGUGCAUGGACAAGAUGUUUUCCAACCUGCUCAACCAGCUCGGGCCGGAGGGGUCCGCGGAGCUGCUUUCCGCCUUUCGGCAGCAAACCUUUCUCCCCGGGGAGGAAGUGUUCGUGCAGGGGGAUCGAGGCGAAGAGUUCUUCGUGGUCGUCGACGGCGUGGCGCACGUCUACGCGCACGAACAGAACUAUCUCAAGGUGGGCGACAAGGUGCGCAACACCCGCGACGUGCACUUCGGGGGCAGAAGAAUCCCGGUUGGGAGUAACGCGAUGGUGGACAAAUUCGACCCCCAGCGCGAAUACCCCUAUACCAUCCGCAUUGUCGGGACCGGGCAGCGCGGCCGGAUUCUGGCUUGCGAGGUGGAAGCCAUUGACGGACCGCCGCGGGAGGACUUCAUCGCCAGCCUGCGGGCCUCCGACUACUUUGGCGAACAGGCGGUGUUGAAGAAUUGCGCCCGGUCCGCCACGGUGAAAGCCUCGCCCCACCAGCCGACGCCCUUGACCGUGCUGGUGCUGAACCGCGACGCGUUUUACCGGUACAAAUUGCACGAUAAGCUGCAGUUUGUCCGGCGGAAGGCGCUCGUCGCGAUGUACAGCUCGAAGCGGUCAGACACAAACAAUCUCUCGCCGACGUCGAGCCUGCACGAAGACGAGGCGUUGGAACUUUGCGAGGGCGAGAGGCUGGUGCCGUCGAAGAGUGAACAGGAGUUGCAGUUCAUCACCACCGCCAUCCGGAACAACGGGAACCUGUCCGAGUUGGUAAACCCGUCCGAAGAGCAGCUGUCGCGGCUGGCGAACGCCGCGUUCCGGCGAGCGGUCUCUGCGGACGCGACGGUGAUCACGGAGGGAGAGGUGUUCGCCGACCGCUUCUACAUCAUCGAGGCCGGGGAGUUUUGCUACUUCAAGGGUGAGCGGAAGGUCGGGGACAUUGCGAAGGCGGGCGCCAUAUCAACUGUAAAAAUGUCUGGGUCUGGAAGAUUUCCAGGUUUGUCAUGCAUAUUUCGCAUGGGCUAUGAUGCCUGCAAUGCAUGGCCUAGCAUCACAGAUUUUGAGAGGGCUUUCUGGUGCGUAUUCCGCAUGAGAAAUGGCCUCUCCGCGUAGCACAAACUGGACUCCUUUUGCUGGUCAUGCAAUACAGACUUUUGGCUCAAGACUUCUUGUCUUGUGGCCCAUUUUCCCACUUUAGAGACGGGGCCGCACCCCCGUGAGAUCAAUUCGUCCGGACUCAUCGUGGAGAUCAACCCCCGUGAGAUCCAAGAUCCGUAGAGGCACUCUGUAACAGGCAUCAGGUGCGGCUGAUGAACCUUUUGACUCACACGUAGAUUGUAGAUUGUUUCUCUAAAAGAAAAAUCAAAGCAAAAAAAAUGAGUACACACUUGCCCUCCAUCCGAAGCGCGCACGUGCGCAAUGAAGCUUCGAUGGUCCCAGCGGGCAUAACGCCCGGUCUUACUCGUUACUCCCUUCAUCUGCCCUCACCAGCCGUCCCCAAUGGCGUUCGAUUGUGGGGUCCUUGAUCCCCACGUAGAAGCUCUUCGCGGGUUUCUUCUUGCCGGGUGGAAGACGGUGUGAGUGCGUCGGUUUUUUUUUGGCGGUCUGGGAGUUCCGUGUAGGUCUUUGUUCCUAGGGGCGCUUGUCGACGCCCUGCGGCGGAGCGGGCGAUCGGGAGGACUCGACGCUACUUGUGGACGCCUUCUCCGAGCUGUCGAUAGUAAAGGAGUUCUGCCGCACAUCUCCGCGUCACGAGGAUGCCGCGCCCACUAGCGGAUCGCCCUGCUGCGCUGGAGAUCAGGGACUUUUUAUUUAUUGUUUUUCGUUUGUCUCACACUCUCACACACUCGAAUACUUAUGAAAAGAUCAUAGUACCAGACCCAUAUUUCCUUUUUUUCUUCGUUUGAGUUUGUCGCCCCUCCUAAUCCUUUGGUCUGUGUUGUGGCAGCGGAUUGUCCUCUGACCCUUACGUAGCCUUAUGGCAACCCCUUUCCAUAUGAUUGACCUCAGGUUUUGUGUGGUAGCUGCGCUGGCAGCGCGUUUGUGCGGCUCUCUACUCCUGCGAGGUGCGACGUUUUCUAUGCGGCUGGGCUUUGCGGAUCCAAACUGCGCGGAGGUGGUGGUGGCGAUGGCGGGUUGAUUACGGUGCGGGAAUUCGGGUCGCCAGCCCCGGGUCUCACAGAGUACUGAACGGUGCUUACCAGCUGGAUAGACGAGUGAGGGGUGAUUACUCGUAGGGGAGUUGUUUAUGGCUCGCGGUCGUCUUUCUGUCGUCCUGGCGUCGUUCGUGGGGGUGUGGCGCGGGGGUGGAGCGAUCCUCGACGAGCGGUGCGGUUGCGGCUUUGUCGCGUCGAGCGGAGCGGAGCGUCGCUGUGUCUCCUCGGCAUCGUCUCUUCGUGGCCUGUCGUGCGUAGUCCUAGGUGGGGUCCCUAUCCCGGCCAUUGCAAUAGGGCUUUUUGGUGGACUGCUGGAGACCCCAGUCCAGUCGCAUCGCGACGUUAUUUUUCAGCUGCAGGAGACCCCAGCUAUCCCUUUGCUCUGCCCAAGUCCCUCGUCUUUGUCUGUUCGUCGUGUUUUGCCUGGUUUACCGCUGGAAACGAUGCCGUGCUUUUGGAAUUCCGGUUUCGACCAGGACAUGCAGCCACUCUAACGGUUUCACUCGGGUCCGACCCCCGUUAGAGCUUGACCCCAUCCCCCCGAGGUCCUACCUGAGGUAGUGGUCGUAAAGGGGGUAUAGUGGUUGAGGGGUAAAUAAGGUCAUGCAAUACAGACUUUUUUGGAAUCCAAAGACAGCAUCACAAGUUCCAAUCUUCCAGACCCAGACAUUUUUGCAUUUGAUACGCCAGCUUCGGGGAGCUGGGGUUACUCUACCACCAGCCACGGGCGGCUACCGUAAAAUGCGUUUCUAUGGAAGCGUCAGGUUUGAAAUCGUUAAAGUUGAAACUAGUUUGUCAUGCAUAAAAUGCACCAAAGAAAAUGCCUGUCUUGCAGAGUAGGCACAGGAGGCAGAUUGUAAGCCUGUUCCGGGGUAGAAAUAGAGCUGCUAAAGUAGCAUGACAAAAGGCGUCUGUCUCACCCAAACAGCAUGACAAACUGGAUUUCGGCUUUAGUCAAAUUUGUCAUGCGCCGCUUGGAAAUUGGGUUUCCGACUGGUAUCGAUUUUAUGCAUUACAAGUUAUUUCAACUUUGUCGAUUUCAACUCUGACACACCCAUAGUUUCCAAAAACGGGGGAAUCCUGUGGGUGCUGAGUAGGUCCGCCUUCAAGGCUGAGCUGGUGGGAAGAGAAAAUCGGAAGGUAAUUAUCGUGUAAAAAAUGUUUCAUGAUGAAAGGUAGGUGGAGUGCGAGAUUUUCUUUAGUGCCCGCACGCAUUUUUACCCGCAUUUUAUUUGGUCAUGCACAAGAAAUAGGAAAUUGGCCUAUUUCUAUGUGCAAUAAAUCAUGAUAAGUACGAAGUAAUUUCCCUCCAGGUGCAAGAGAACCUGGAGAUCGUUUCCGAGAUAGACACCUUUUACGGCUUGAUUUCUGAGGAACGGCAGCGGUUAGCGGAGAAUGUGACGGAGGUCCGGUUUCAAAAGAACGAGUACAUCAUAUCAAAAGGAAAAACCCCCCCACCCCAUAUCGAAAAGGAAAUUUGUGAUGCUGGAUUUGCGUACACAAAUCCGAGGUGUCUUGCUGGAGAGCACUGAAGGCCCAUACUAAGUGUGAGUAGCGAGGUUUUGGCUUAGGCACUUAGCAUGAAAAACAUCCGCGCUGUAGGCCGAACAGCAUGACAAACCGCCUGCACAAUGCGGCGGAGCCUGCGGAGUUGCCUUCUUGCAAGACAGACAUGAUUUGUUGCCACAAAUCAGCAUCACAAAUUUCCAAAAAUAUACCUUUUCAGUAUGGGGAGGGGGGACGUUGCCUUGCAAUACAUCACCAAAGAGGGCGAGGCGGCAAAUUUGUUCUACAUCUUGAAGAAGGGCAGCAUUCGUACCUACGGUGCGCGGCCGCACUUGACGAUGCCGCAACAAAUCAGUGCUUCUAGUACAACUAGUAGCUCAACGUCAACAUCAACAACUUCUGCAACAAAUUUGAAUCCAUCCAGUAGCUCAACAUCCCCGGGGGCUCAAGCAGCAGGAGAAGAUGGGGCUGUGGAGACCAAUAAAGCUGCUAGCGGCCAGCGGAGCAGCAGCUCCACCAGCCGUGCCUCUGGAUCUGCAGGAGCUUCGGCUUCAUCAGCGCAGAACGCUGCAGGACGUACUUCCUCCUCUAGUACUGCUGUCCAAACGACCACACCUGGACAAACGGGCGCCACGGGGGACGCGCCGGAUUAUCAGAUCGUUACGUUCGACCGCAAAAACCCCUACUGGUUUGGCGAGCGGGCGCUGCUCCGGGACUAUGCAGUGCAAAAGUGAUAUUGUACUCGUACAACUAAAUGCCGUCUCGCGUGACAAUUCCGUCAAGUAUUAGGGCAUACAUCAGCAUUACAAAUUGCACCUUUUCUCUACAACUUGGAAAAAUUUGUGAUGCAAUUGAACUUGAAGAUGAAGUGUACUUUACUAGUAGUACGGAAUACAACUUUUGCAAUGCAUAGCGACGAAGCGCGCACGAUCACCGUGAUCGCGGAGGAGGACGAUACACGAGUUUUAGUGCUCCAAAAGGCGCAGUUCAAAAAGAUCCUCGCACCGGUUCUAGACCUGGUCGGCGACAUCGGGUUUGUCUCUCGUCAAAACGUUGGUUGCGUCAAGAAGAAUGACUUGAAAAGCAACAUCCAGUUGGACGACUUGAACCGAAUCGGGUUAUUGGGCUGCGGGGGGUUCGGCGCGGUCACACUGGAGCAGCAUGCGCACAGCGGGAAGACUUACGCGCUGAAGGCGUUAAGCAAGGGCUACGUGGUCAAGAUGAAAAUGCAGAAGGGGGUUUUGAGGGAAAAGGAAAUUCUCUCGGUACUUACAAAAUUGUCUGUUGCAAUAUUUAUUAUACCAAAACGAGCGGUAGGACGAUGUGGAAUGCAAAUAGUAACAAGACAUCGGCACUCCUUGUUCUUGGCAGGGAUGAAAUAGAUUCCAAUGCUUAUUCUCGCAAUCUUCUUGUUGAAAAAAAAAGCAAUCUAUGACAUCACCAGCUUUGCGACAGCCAGUUCGUGAUCCGGUUGCACGCCACGUUCCGCACGGCAGAAUACCUGUACUUCCUCUUGGAGCCAUAUGGAAGCGUCAGAAUCGAAAUUGCCAAAAUCGAAAAAUUUGUGAUGCACAAAAUCGAUACCAGCUGGGGCCUCAGUUUCCAAGUGGCGCAAGACAAAUUUCGGGAGCACUAAAAUCCAGUCUGUCAUGCUGUUUGGACAAAGAAGGCUGCUCCUGUCGUGCUACUCUGGAAGCGCAUCGCCCUCCCCUAAACAGGCCUGCAAUCGGUAACACUUGCCUGCUUCCCAACACAGGCGUUACGUGCGCAGCAUUUUACGCAUUACAAAUUUUUCGAUUUUGUCGAUUUCGAUCCUGACACCCCCAUAAGCCAGCGUUGGGUGGCGAGCUCUUCGCAGUCUACCACAAGUACCGAUUCCACGGAUCGGUCUCGAAGGCUCGAUUUUACUCCGCCUCGGUCGUCUUUGCCCUGGAGCAUUUGCACGAGCGGAAUGUAUACUAUAUCAGUUUUUUUAUCGUUAUUUCAUUCAUAGUUUUUACAUGUAUGACGAGUAUACAUAGUGCAAGUGCUGACAGCUGUCAAGCACAGUGGCGUGUUUGCUGCACAAGGAAAGAAGCGAGAUUAUGACCUCGUUGAGUUUUCUGGAUCGACGUUGAAGCUGCGCUACAAUCGAAGAUGACAUCAAAUGGGAAGACGUGCGAAAAUUUCCCCGUUCUCUCACCAGGUGUUGUAUCGCGACCUGAAGCCGGAAAAUCUUCUUCUGGAGUCCCGCGGCUUUUGCAAGCUGACCGACAUGGGCCUCGCCAAGAUUGUGUACGGCAAGACCUACACGACCUGCGGCACGCCGGACUACUUCGCCCCCGAAGUGGUUCGGCAGAUGGGCAUGACCAAGGCGGUGGACUGGUGGACGCUGGGCAUCCUGGUGCACGAACUGCUGUCCGGCCACGCGCCGUUCGAGGCAAACGACCAGAUGGAAACCUACCAGAAAAUUUGCAAGGGACACCACGAGAUCAACUUUCAGGCCUACAAGGACCGCGACCCCGACGCCGUAGACCUGGUGCGGCAGCUGCUGCAGGAGCACCCGCACGACAGCUAUGGAAACUGAGAGCAAGUAGACGGGUUGAGUACAGUCUCUGCUUGUAGUUGUCCUGCUGGGGAUGGAUGUAGUGCCAUUUUCUAUCUACUUCGGUAUGUUCUUGUAUAGGGUAGUCGUCGUCGCCGUGCAAGUGGGCAUGCGUAAAUCGAAACGUCUGCGCAAAUGAUAGUAUCAUGGUCGCGAAAGAUGCCAUGAAGAAACGUAGUGAGGAGUGGCAUGAUGGACAAUUGAAAGUAAGUAUUUAUCCUAGCAGUUGUGCUGAGCACUCAGAACUUGCUUCCACUCGAUAACCCGCUUCCGAUGAAGGGCUUGCGAAAUCUGCGCCUGCACAAGUGGUACGUCCGCCUUGCUUCCUCGUAAGGCCAAUUCCUCGUAAGGCAAUGAAUUCAUAGUUUCUAAUCUAGGGCACCACAGCACGCAUGAUCCGCAUGCUCUUCACACACACAAACACAUACUAUGCGGAUUUUCUGAACAAGCAAAACCAAAAGGCAUAUAAGCAAUUGGUUUGAGCAAGGGCAUGAUGACAAGCUGAAGAAAUAAAAGUGAAAAAGAUCGAACGAAAUCCGUAGGUAUUCGCGGUUUGACUGGGAGGCGCUGUACCGGUUUGAGAUGCGCCCGCCGCACGUGCCCAAAGUGAGAGACGACACGGAUCUGGGCAAUUUUCGUGCCGCCGAGUCGGAUUUGCCGCCACAGAUCGCGGCGGCAAAGGAGGACGGAAAUUGGGACAAGGAUUUUUAA
Messenger RNA from Amoebophrya sp. A120, 12479 nucleotides. The record is from the annotation of a GenBank genome assembly. NCBI's taxonomy places the organism in Eukaryota, Dinophyceae, Syndiniales, Amoebophryaceae.